AUGUCUUCCUCCCGAAAGUCUCGCAUAACAAAUGCCUCCAAUGUCAUGUACACCAAUGCCGUGUAUUGGCCGAACAAUAGGCUUUACAAAGGAGACACCCCCGGCGCCCUGAACUACGGAUGCAUCAACAGAGUCUACUAUGCUUUCGCCAACGUGACAGCCGACGGAGGAGUUUUUCUCAGUGACGAGUGGGCAGAUGCUCGAGCACCUUGCGAUGGUGUUCAGGGUGCUCUGGGAUCGUUGAUGCAUCUGAAACAAAGAUAUCCGCACUUACAAGUGAUUUUGUCUAUUGGCGGAGGAGCUUCAGCUGAGACAUUUCCCAUUGUGGCGUCAAGCACUAUACUCCGUGACAACUUUGCCCGCUCGGCCCGAGGGCUGGUGGAAGCAUCAGGCCUUGACGGCAUUGACAUUGUCUGGGAAUAUCCUUGCAAUCCGCAGCAAGGCAAUGACUUCCUCGCCCUCAUGGCAGCAAUUCGACUCCAUCUACCCGAGGACCAUUAUCUGCUCACCGCUGCCCUGCCUGCAGCCCGAGCUGUCCUUCAGAACAUCGACCAUGGGCGAGCGUCCGAGUACCUUGAUGCAAUCAACCUCGUUGCCUACGACUUCUUCGGUACAUGGACUCCCAAAGGUGGCCACCAUGCCCAGCUGUAUUCGAUGAGCAAGGAUGAAGAAUCAGGGGCGUCCGGUGUCCAGUUUCUGAUGGCUUCGGGAGUUCCUGCGAACAAGAUCCUUCUGGGCAUUCCAUGCUUUGGGCGAAGCUUUCUCAACGUCACAGGCCCGGGGCACAAGAAUAGGGGUGCUGGGGGUGAAGAUGGAUCCUUUGACUACAGUCAGCUUCCCAGGAAAGGCACCAAAGAGCAGGUGGACAAGCGUGCCGUGGCAGCACAAUGUGUUGGUGGUGAUGGCGGGUUCGUUACCUACGACAAUCCGGACACGGUGAAGAUCAAAGCUACAUUUUGCAAGCAGAAAGGUCUCGGAGGACUCUUCUACUGGAGCGCACCCUCGGACUCCAAAGACAGCAAGAGGAGCUUGAUCACAGCCGGGUUUAGGACGCUUCACAGUUCUUGA
Podospora pseudocomata is the source of this 1068-nucleotide messenger RNA. RefSeq lists its product as uncharacterized. Gene Ontology annotation, molecular function: chitin binding; chitinase activity. The coding region runs from base 1 to 1068 and encodes 355 amino acids. The record is from RefSeq and is a predicted model, not a curated record. Gene Ontology annotation, cellular component: extracellular region. NCBI's taxonomy places the organism in Eukaryota, Fungi, Ascomycota, Sordariomycetes, Sordariales, Podosporaceae. The transcript is spliced from 4 exons. Gene Ontology annotation, biological process: chitin catabolic process; carbohydrate metabolic process.